Molecule: messenger RNA, 1726 nt
Organism: Funneliformis mosseae
Lineage: Eukaryota; Fungi; Glomeromycota; Glomeromycetes; Glomerales; Glomeraceae
Source: the annotation of a GenBank genome assembly
AUGUCAAAAGACGACGGGGUGAGCCGUCUUAUUGAUGAUGGUUUCGGUUUAGGAUAUGUGCAGUCAUUAGUUGAUAAAUUAUCUUUGACCGAACGCAAAAAAUUGUCAGAGUAUUUGCAGCAGCAAAACCAGCAACACCUAAAUAAAGACAUAAUUUCCGCUCUCUCUCUUUCCAUGACCACUUACUUGCUUGAAUUCUUAGACGCAGAAAAUUUAUGCAAGAUUAGACAAGUUUCUAAAACUUGGAAAGAUCGAGCGACAGAAAACUCUCUUUGGAAAAGACAAUGUAUUCUUGCUGGUUUCUCCAUCAAUCUCAUAUCGAAAUCCUUUAAUUACAGUAAGAAUGCCGAAGACCAUUUUUUUCAAUUAUAUAAGCAUCAUAUAUUAGUUCAGAGAAAUUGGGAUAAGCAAAAUUUUUCUCAAUAUCUUAUGCGCGCCCAUCAAGAAGGUAUCACGUGUAUCGCAGGAUUCGAACAUGGAAAUAUAAUUUAUACAGGUUCUUUCGAUAAGACCAUAAAAAUGUGGGAUAUAUUCAAUUGGACGUGUCUCAAAGUACUAAAGGAUCAUUUCGAAGGUGUUCAAUGUUUGGUGUUAGGUCAUAAAUUCCUCGCGUCAGGCGGUUGGGACAAAAGUAUCAUCAUAUAUGAUAUUAGCAAUGAUCAUGCGAUUAAAUAUAGACUUAAUGGUCAUUUAGCUGGUAUUAUUUCGUUGACAAUGAAUCACAACGAAUCUAUUCUCUAUUCAGGUUCUGUAGAUAAAACAAUUAGAAUUUGGAACAUACAUACCGGCGAUUGCUUGCAAAAAUUGUAUGGUCAUGAUGGUACAGUAGGAACAUUGAUGCUCAUACCCCGAAUUAUUUCCUCUUUGACCACUGAAGAACAAGAGGAAAAACUGUAUUGGUUAAUUUCCGGAUCAAAUGACAAUUCCAUUUUGAUAUGGGAUUUGAAUCCUAAUCCUUCUGAAGAACAAUUAUCAAAUUUUCAAUCGACCUCACCCAUAAAACCUCAAAUCGUCAAAAGGUUAGAGGGAAAUACUAGAGCAGUUACUUGCCUGGCUUGGUAUAAAGAUUUAGUGCAGCAGAUCGAUGAUGCUGAUCAAGAUCAGCUUGAUGAUUCACCACGUUCAGUCCAUAUUAAUACUUUAAGUUUUCUAUCAAGAUCCCCUUCACCCUGUACAAAUAUUACCCGAGAAGUCGAACUUAUGGAUUUGGAUGAUCCAGAUUCGCUAAUUCAACCAAACCACGAAUCUAUUAACCAUCGUCAAAGAACCAAUCACAAUCGUUUAAAUCAAAAUAUCAUUUCUUCUUCGCCAUCGAACAACGUUACUCCCCCUCCUAGUCCGCCCGAAAACCUUAACACAAACAACCAUAGUAACGAUAUGGAAUUCAGUGACUUCAACACAUCUCGUAAAUCUAUUUUUAUUUUUUCCGCAUCCGCCGAUUCCACAAUCCGCAUGUGGGAUUUAAAUACGGGUCAAUUAUUACAUUCCACCAAAGAGCAUACCGACAUCGUCUGGGAUCUUCAGUGUAAUGAAUCGCGCCUUAUCUCUGUUUCUUCCGACGGUUAUAUCAAACAUUAUCAGUUAAAUAACUCGCGCUCUUUGGCGGUGCCAAAAAAGAGAAGUUCUUUUAAUAUCCCGUUCCCUGCCGUUACUCUUGCUCAAAUAGAUAGUGGAGUAACUUGUUUAAAAAUGACACAAGAAUGGUUGAUUUGUGGAACGGAAGAUG